AUGGACUCACCGGCCAUCGCGCGCAUCUUUCAACAACUGUUCACGAGACCAUCGCGGAAUUGCCUUCGACAGCAAUGCGCUCGCAGACAACCGUCUCUUCAAUCUUCAAUCGGGCCAGUUCAACAACGUCGAACAUAUGCACUUCGUCGCAAGCGAGAUGAUGCGGGAGGAGGCAGCACGUGGCAGCAGAGGAUCGAUGCCUUCCCCAAGGACAUGUCGCGACAGCUCAAGGAAUACCCCAUGGUCUCUGCACACGAUCUGCGGCACAGGACCCAGCGGCCACGGAGGGUCAAAAUGCUGACGAGGGAGUUUAUCGAUGACAGCCUGUACAAUCCCAACUACGGCUACUUUACGAAGCAUGCGACGAUCUUCAAUGCCGGAAAACCCUUUGAUUUUGCCUCUAUCAAGGACGGCGCCGAGUUCAAUCGCCUGGUGGACUUGAGCUACGUCGAAUUUGAAGAUGCUCUGGACGAGAUUGAGCCGGAUGAGACUCGACAACUUUGGCAUACCCCCACCGAACUGUUCCGGCCGUAUUAUGGCGAAGCUAUUGCGAGGUAUCUGGUCACGAACUACAAAAUGACCCUUUUUCCAUACCACGACUUGAUCAUAUACGAGAUGGGGGCAGGGAACGGAACCCUGAUGCGAAAUAUACUCGAUUACAUCUACGAAUACGAGCCGGAAGUUUACAGUCGGACCCAGUUCAAUAUCAUUGAGAUAUCCUCCGCGCUGGCCGAGUUACAAUUGACCAGCCUGCGACGGUCACCCUAUGCAGCAGAUCACCUGGAUCACGUACAGAUUCUCCAUCGAUCAAUUUUUGACUGGAAGGAAUACAUCCACUCACCUUGUUUUUUCCUCGCCCUCGAAGUCAUCGACAACUUCGCCCAUGACUGCCUGAGGUACGAUCCCGAAACAGAACAGCCGUUGCAAGGCAGCGUCCUGAUCGACGAAGACGGAGAAUUCUUCGAGUUCUACGACCGCAAUCUCGACUCUCUGGCACUGCGGUACCUCCGCGUGAGAGAGAUCGCUGCCCGCUCCCCGAUUGUGACUCCAAUCUCCCAAUAUCCCAGACUCCUGCGCCAGCUCCGGCAUUCCCUGCCCUUGUCGCCCAACCUCACCAAGCCAGAAUACAUCCCGACGCGCCUGCUCGAGUUCUUCGACAUCCUCAACCGAUACUUCCCGGCCCACCGCCUCGUGCUCUCCGAUUUCGACUACCUCCCCGACGCCGUCCCGGGCCUCAACGCCCCUGUCGUCCAAACGCGCUACAAGCGACGCAACGUGCAGGUCUCCACGCCCUUCGUGCACCAGGGCUACUUCGACAUCUUCUUCCCAACCGACUUCACGAUGAUGGAGGAUAUCUAUAGAGCUAUCACGGGCAAGUUGACACGAGUGACGAGUCACAGGCAAUUUUUGGAGAGUUGGGCGUUGGUGGAGCAGACGGAGGUUAGAAAUGGGGAGAAUCCCAUGUUGGCAUGGUAUUCCAAUGCUAGCGUGAUGACUACUGUAUAG
This is a messenger RNA of Cladophialophora psammophila CBS 110553, 1506 nucleotides long. RefSeq lists its product as uncharacterized. Gene Ontology annotation, cellular component: mitochondrion. The coding region runs from base 1 to 1506 and encodes 501 amino acids. The record is from RefSeq and is a predicted model, not a curated record. The transcript has 2 exons. NCBI's taxonomy places the organism in Eukaryota, Fungi, Ascomycota, Eurotiomycetes, Chaetothyriales, Herpotrichiellaceae. Gene Ontology annotation, molecular function: protein-arginine omega-N symmetric methyltransferase activity.